GAGAGCGAGCGGUGGUUAGUGUUUUCCGCAACGCCGAACUUUGAGCAUCGCGCGUCGAUUCAGGGCAGUAGUUAUUUCCACGCGGGCAGCCAGUCAGUGUGGGCGCAGGCAAUAAUCAACACCGGAGAUCCUACCGAUCUCUGAUACUUUGGACACAGAGUGGACGAACUGUUGGUGUUUCCGGGGGCCGGGUGUGUUCGGUUGUGAGUUGGUAAUUGAAAAACAAGAGGGUACACACGUAGGUAAUCCGAGACCGGACUGUGAAAUGAUCCAGCAGUGCAUGCUUAGAUGUGCAGUUUAUUUUUCGGAGUCUUUCGGCAGGCGGCUGGGAAAUUAGUGGUUGCUAUUUCGGUUUUUUUGCACUGUUGACACAAAGUGACAGCUCGGAACGAAUACACUGUGGAACUUUGUGGUAGCGAAAGGUGUUUUUGUGUUGCGGCAGUUUGUAAGCAUUGGACAGAAAGUGUGUUCAAAGGUAUACUGGAUUAAACGUAGCCUAAGCCCAGAAUCCACGCCACACGCCACGCACUGGCUGCACUACCUUGCGGCAAUCUCACGUGCGCUGGCUGACUUGACUCCGGCGGCACUCUACCGGUUUUUGUGUUUUCAUCUGAAAGACUCUGCGGUCGACUUGGAACAGCUGUCAGCACUUUUCAAAACUGCGGUUUCCCCCCGCGCAAACCAUUCAUCAAUCAACCGGAUCAUCUACCAACACCACCCGCGUGCAGCGUCCUACCUAAACAACUAUACGCACGGAUUUGGGACUGCGUUCUACGCACAUCCAAGCAACCCAGCAGCGCGCGGUUGGCGUAAUCUGUUCUGGGUUACGUUUUUGUUUGCGGUUCGUUGAGGGAUUUUACGAUUCCAGAAUAACAAUCUAGAGUAAAAAUGUUCAAACUAACUGCCCUGCUGCUGGUGUUCAGCCUGGUGGAAGCGAAUCGGUUCCGUGCGGAGUUUCCUGGUCCCUUCUGCGCCGCCCGGCGAUACGACAAAUGCUGUAACAAUCGUCAGGAUGGUUGUUCGCAACCCAUCUCCACCACACUCUGCUACUGCGACGAAUUUUGCGAACGUGGCGAAACUGGAGAUUGCUGCCCGGAUUAUGAAGAAGUGUGUCUUGGAAUGGUACCGGAGCCAAUAACGGAAGCUUGUUCACACAAGGGUCACACUUUCACGCCAUUCGAUCCAGCCGUGGUGGACAAUUGCAAUACCUGUAAAUGUCAAAAUGACGGCACCGUCAAAUGUACGGAUGAUGUUUGUUUGGUAGAUGAUAGUCUGUUGGUGCAACUGGCUCAUUUACAAGACUCGGUUGGUUGGUAUGCUACCAACUACAGCGAAUGGUGGGGUCAUAAAUACGAUGAAGGAAAGACGUUCCGGCUGGGUACAUUCUACCCGAAGUUCAAGGUGAAGUCGAUGAGUCGUCUCACCAACGCCCAGGAACAUCUGCCGACACAUUUUGACGCAACUACUUACUGGCCAGGUUUUAUCGGAGAUGUUCGCGAUCAAGGUUGGUGUGGAUCCUCGUGGGCCAUUUCUACGGCUUCGGUAGCUUCCGAUCGGUUUGCCAUUCUGUCAAAGGGACGUGAAAUUGUGCAACUCGCUCCACAACAAAUCAUUUCGUGCGUUCGUCGAACCCAAGGUUGCAGUGGAGGUCAUUUGGAUACUGCCUGGAACUACGUACGCAGAGUGGGAACUGUCAACGAAGAAUGCUACCCGUACAUAUCCGCCCAGAAUGCGUGCAAAAUCCGUCAUUCGGACACGCUGGUCACUGCCAACUGCGAUCUACCGACGAAAGUGGAUCGAACCAACAUGUACAAAAUGGGUCCGGCAUUCAGCUUGAACAACGAAACCGACAUCAUGAUCGAGAUCAAAAAACACGGACCGGUGCAAGCUAUCAUGCGUGUCCACCGCGACUUCUUCUCGUACCAGAGAGGCAUUUAUCGUCACUCAGCGGCAUCAACGGCGGCCGAUCAACGUGCCGGCUAUCACUCGGUUCGGCUGAUCGGUUGGGGAGAGGAAUGCAAAGGUUACGAUGUGAUCAAGUACUGGAUCGCCGUCAACUCCUGGGGUAAAUGGUGGGGUGAAAACGGCCGAUUCCGAAUCCUGCGUGGUUCCAACGAAUGUGAGAUCGAAAGUUACGUCCUUGCCUCGCUUCCCUACGUUCACCAGCAGGUGAAACCGAUGCGACAGGUCGGGGAACUGCAGGAGAUGAUUGUUGGAACUGGGUACGUUCCGCAUCCAAGCAGGAGGUAUCCACCGUACGGACGUCGAACUGGUUGAGAAGAUGAAGGUGAAGUGAGAAACCGGGAGGGCGGCGGAGGAUCGCUUAUGAAUGGUUAAGAACUGUACAGUAUUAAGUUUAGGUGGAAGCUGAGAGGAACCGAAACGCUUCCUAGAAUAGUUGCGAUAUGGAUCUGUGUUUGUUUACUCAGCCAGCGGCGAAUCGGAAAGAGGUCGGAUACUUGUUUUUAUUUCGAAUGUUUACUGCCUAGAUCGCUUAGAAACGUUGUAUUAUUUAGUUUCUCUAUGAGCACUAGUCGACAGCUCCAGUAAAGUAGUGUAUUCAGCUAAAAGUGUUCAAGUACUCAAAAUUAUUUCUUUUGUUUUUUCGUGACUAGAUGUAAAACAACUAUAAACGAGUAUGAUAAGUUAUUGUUUCUGUCAGAGUAAUACAGUAGUAGAUAUAUGUAAAAUUCUAUGGUGCCAAAAUUUGAACGAUGACGAGAAUACGAUUUGAAGCAGGAGUUAAGUGACUCGUGCUAAAAACUAAAUUCCAUGAUACUGAACAGCCAGAAAAAAAUCUUUUACGUUUUGGUUUGUUAUUUUUAUUUCUUGUUUUUGUUUAUUAAGAAUAAUAUUUAAACUAGAGAAGAGAAAAAUUUUAAUUGCAUGUAAAUCUUGGAAAUAAUAUCAUACUUUAAAUUGUUUAAAUAAAUGUGUUCAGAGAUCA
Topomyia yanbarensis is the source of this 2947-nucleotide messenger RNA. RefSeq lists its product as uncharacterized. Bases 889 to 2277 code for a protein of 462 amino acids. Lineage: Eukaryota; Metazoa; Arthropoda; Insecta; Diptera; Culicidae. The record is from RefSeq and is a predicted model, not a curated record. Gene Ontology annotation, biological process: proteolysis. Gene Ontology annotation, molecular function: cysteine-type peptidase activity. The transcript is spliced from 9 exons. Gene Ontology annotation, cellular component: lysosome.